Molecule: messenger RNA, 402 nt
Organism: Ambispora leptoticha
Lineage: Eukaryota; Fungi; Glomeromycota; Glomeromycetes; Archaeosporales; Ambisporaceae
Source: the annotation of a GenBank genome assembly
AUGGUAGACCUCUGGAAUCAAAUUGAUCCAGGAGAAUUACUAUCAAAAGAGCAAUUGAUACAAGAGAUUGGAACAUUGAAGUCAGAAAAUCACCAGAAAGCUACGGUAAUGCUGGUCAUCACGAAAACUCAUAAUGAGUUUGAAGAAACCAGCUCAUUAAAACUAAAAGAGGAUUCGGAUGAUGAUAUCAACGAUUCUAUCAGAAUCUUUAUUGGUCAAGCAGGGAAUAAUUUCAUUUCUGCCGUAGGAGAGGAGGAUACUACCCAGCAAAUGGAGGUCACCUCUUACGCAAGUCAAGAAUCAGCAGAUAAAAUGGAGAAUACUGACAACGUUUAUUAUAUCACGAAUACGGGUACCUCGAGAUAUAUCAUCACUAAGGAAUUCCUAGAUGAUACCGGAUAG